UUCUCAUCCAGUUCCCCAAAUCCACAAGCCGAAGAAGCCAAGUUCGAACUCCAAGGAGCGGCGCCAUGGCCCGUACCAAGCAGACCGCCCGCAAGUCCACCGGCGGCAAGGCCCCCAGGAAGCAGCUCGCCACCAAGGCGGCGAGGAAGUCGGCCCCGACCACCGGCGGCGUGAAGAAGCCCCACCGCUACAGGCCCGGAACCGUGGCGCUCCGCGAGAUCCGCAAGUACCAGAAGAGCACGGAGCUGCUCAUCCGCAAGCUGCCCUUCCAGCGCCUCGUCCGCGAGAUCGCCCAGGACUUCAAGACGGACCUGCGGUUCCAGAGCCACGCCGUCCUGGCGCUCCAGGAGGCGGCGGAGGCGUACCUUGUCGGCCUCUUCGAGGACACCAACCUCUGCGCCAUCCACGCCAAGCGCGUCACCAUCAUGCCCAAGGACAUCCAGCUCGCCCGCCGCAUCCGCGGUGAGCGCGCCUAAGCCAUCUCGCCGCUUGAAGCCCGUGUAGUAGUUCGGGAGGGGAAUCAACUCGUCACCAGCCGAAUCCGUUGAAUGCCCUCGCCGAUUUCUUCUUAGUUUCCUAAUUGCUGUGUUAGGUCCUGGUUCCGUGUAGAUGAGAUAUCGUUUGUGUAAGACUUUAAUCGGUGAUGUUCUUUUGGUUUGCGAUGAGGCAAACGUAUGUUGGAAACUAUUAAUUGUUAGUUCAAGU
Molecule: messenger RNA, 705 nt
Organism: Lolium rigidum
Lineage: Eukaryota; Viridiplantae; Streptophyta; Magnoliopsida; Poales; Poaceae
Product: histone H3.3
Exons: 2
Coding region: 66-476 (136 amino acids)
Cellular component (GO): nucleosome
Molecular function (GO): DNA binding; structural constituent of chromatin; protein heterodimerization activity
Source: RefSeq, a predicted model, not a curated record